CUUCUCAACACAUGAUUCUUAAAAGCCCUAUCCACUUUUUUUUCAUAAAAUAAGUACGCAUGCCAUCCAUAUAACAAGUCAUAACCUUCUAUAUUCAAAAUUCUUUCCUCUGUUAAGUUAAACCAGUCACUUAUUACUGAAAGGGCUACUGCUUCAUAAUAUAAUUUAAAGUUAGGCAUUCUUAAACCACCUCUUUCCCGUGAGUCCUGUAUUAUUUUCAUUUUAACCCUCGCCUUUUUACCCUGCCAUAUAAAUUUGUUAAAGCCUAGCAAUUUUCAUGGAAAAAAAUCUGUCUUUUCCCACUGAAUUUCCAUUCUGUUUCCUCUCCUCAACCAAUGACAUAAAGCGGCCCAGCCCCAGCCCUCCUACUUGAUUGGGGCUGAUACUUAAUGAGCUUCCAUGGGAAUGAGAGGUGAAAUCUUGCCUUGAGAGGCUCCCAGAUACCAGUCAGGUUCUGCGAGAAUCCUCUUAAAAGGAUGAAAUGCCAUAAUCCUGCCGGGUCAGGGCUUCUCAAUUGCAGGGACUCGAAACAUCUGGGAUGAGAUUAAAGAAAUGCAGAGUCCUGGGUUAUUUUUAUAACUGGGCAAAAGCGGGCACAUUUCUCAGCAUUCAAGCCUGCUGAGAAAGGCUUCAGUUUUUCUCCAGUUCUGCAAAAGUUUGGCUGCAUUAACAGCUUUGCUCGCCCACUGAGGUGGCUUUGGUGGAAAUCUAGACAUCUGUCUAAAGAGCCUGUUUUCAUCUCUUAACCUUGCAGGCUAUAAGCUUCCCUAUGUCAGUAUACAAACCACCUUCUGGACCUCAGUCUUUCCCCCCACCCCUCUACCCCUCCACCAUAUGCAGAAAAACAAACAUAUUUCUAGAAAUCAGGAGCUUUAAUAAGUAGAAACAUCCUGGAGGAAUUGCAAGGAGCUCCGUCAACAGACCACUGUUGUUUUGUAAAUGGUGCUACCCAUCACAUAGCCAUAUUGUGAGGACAGCUCCCAAAAUGUCAACAGAUUACAUGUUCUUGUCUUGCUCCUUCAAUCCCUGGACCCUUCUCUAUCUCAGGGUUCUGCAUGCUGUAGGACUCCUUUUUCACCUAGCCUGAAAAUCCACUCACAAAAUCUGCUGGUGUAAUUGAAAUAAUGAAGAAACCUGCUUGAUUUGUCUCUGGAGCAGGGGUCUCCAACCUCGGUCCCUUGAAGACUUGUGGACUUCAACUCCCAGAGUUCCUCAGCCAGCUUUGCUCUUCAAGGGACCAAGGUUGGAGACCCCUGAUCCAGGUCAUGGUUGUCCCAAAGGUGCAUUUUCAGAAAGCAACUGGACUUUGUUUCUCCAUGAAGACAUUUGGUUUCUCAUCCAAGAAGCUUCUGACCUGCUUGAUUUGCAAUAUCAAAAAGUUGAGGGCGGCGAAGUUGCAAGGACCUUUUAUAGACAUACACCUUCAAAUAAGAAAAUGCAUAUCUGGAAUAUGAAUUUCCCUCCUAUUUCAGAAAACCCAAGGAACACUGCCUGCCUUUUAUGAGUGCCAGAAAUCUCUUCCAUUAGUGUCCUGAGGCCAAGCAUUGGAGAGUCUUGCCUGGGGGAUCAGAUGUGGUUCAUCCUCUCUGCCUCCCUUUGAGAGCUGGGGUUUGUUAAUGGGGCACUGUUAGUCUUGACACCCACUGCACCCACAGGAUAUUAUUAUGGGUGCCAUGGAUGUGACUCAUCUACCGCAUGUGUUCUGGGCAGGCUGCCACCGCUGUGUCCAUUCAAGAUACCCUUCUGCUAAUUUAUUUUCAGCAAUGUUUGGCCCAUAAUAAUGAGAAGAGCUGUCCUUCUGCCAACCAGACUAGAACUUUCCUGUGAUGGCCUGUCUCAGAAUGCUCUCAGCUGGGUCCCAAAAGGCUGUUGAACAUUGAACGCUGAAGCUCACCACUUCCUGGUGGUGUUUCCUGCAACUCUUAUUUAAACAAAAAGGAGCAAUCGGGCUUCAUAACAUUCAGAAGUGGAUAUAAGCCGAGGUGGUAAAAUGUUGGUGAGGAUGCAAUGGCAAAAGGCCCAUUUCAGACUUCCCAUUUUGGACUCCUUGUCUUGCUGCAGCCCAAAUCCACGGGGCAGGACUCCAGAUGCUGAAAUCGUUCUGGGGCUCUAAUUUUACAAAUUCAUUUUGCUGCCUUGAUUGAAUAGCAUCCAUCCUUCCAAUCAUUUGAAGUAUAAACCACCCUUCGGAAGGGGUUGCCUCCAUGUGUGGGGUAUGGGAGCAGUUACUGCCCUCUCCCCAGGUUUUUACAGCAGGUCUGCAAUUGAUUUGCUUCAAAAGCCCUUUGAAACCAGCCCGAGAGAGGAGGUGGGAGUGUGUGGCUGUGAAUAUCCUGUUUUCCAUUGUGUGAUUCUCUUUCCAGUGGUCUGCAGACUUCCCAGCUUCUCACGCUUUCAUUAAAUCUCAAGAAAAGAGAUUGGGGUGAGACACUUCCCAUGGGGCUUUUUAAUACCAGUGCUAUCAUUAAGGGUGGGGGGGCUUAUUCUUAAGAGGCUUUUGGGAACAUCUGCUACAAGGGAAAUUUGGAAAAGUUCACCCCAUUUCUCUGCCGACAUAUUUUAUGGAGAAUUUUGGAAGGCCGGAUGAGUUCAAGUUCAUUAAAAAUAGCUUUGCCUGCAAAGGAACUGGGAUUUAUUGCUAGAACAGAGCUUUUAAUCUUUUCACACAAUCCUCCCAGAGUUUUCUUCAUCUGGCAGUGUUUGAAUUGUUGGUUGUAUUACGUUCAUUAUGACUGGCCACUCCAGAAACAGCAGUUUUCAGUAUCCAAAUUUAUAAUUGUAUAACAUUUAGAGACCAGAAUCCACAAUUUGUUACAGAUAGUCCUUAACUAAAGGCACUGAAAAAAGUGAAUUAUAACCGUUUUUCACACUUAGCAUCCCCAAGGUCAUGUGAUCAAAAUUCAGACACUUGGCAAGUGAUUCAUUUAUGAGAAUUGCAGCAUCCUGAGUUCACGUCAUCAGCUUUUGCAACCUCCUGACAAGCAAAAUCAAUGGGGAAGCCAAAUUCACUCAACAACUUUCUUGCUAACUUAACAACCGUAGCAAUUCUCUUACCAACUGUGGCAAUUAAAAUGGGGCAAAAUUCCCUUAACAACUGUCUCACUUAGCAACAGGAAUUUUGGGCUCAGUUGUGACCAUAAAUUGAGGACUACCUGUAUUAGAUUUUUAUCCUGCCUUUAUUACUUUGUAAGUAGCUCAAAGUUGAAAAAGUUUCUUUGUAAGUAACCCGAUAGAAUAUCUCCCACGUUGUGCCCAGAACUAAAAAAGAUUCUAUUGGGAGUAAACGCCGUGUUCAGUUCUUCCACAGUCUAACUGCUGUGAGGGUGGCUUUUCUCCCUCGCCCCCUCCACCCACCCCACUGCAGAGAUCUGAGUGAGAAAUAAGAGCCUCAUAGUCUGUGUAACCAUGGACACCACCUCCAGUCUAGCUGGUCACAGCCGUCUCCCAACAGAUUAAUGGCCUCAUUGUCAACCGGCAUUGUUCUGCUUGGAACUUACAGAGGCCCCAGUUGACCCCAUCACCCAAAAUAGCCAUUCUGGACUCAUCGCUUCCUAAAGGGGAUGCAUCCCAGUGAAGUCUCUCCAGGGCCCAAUUGCCUCUGCUUGGAGGUUAAUGGGCGAAGCCUUUAGCUGAAAGGAAUAAAAGGACAAGCAAGAUCCUUCAUGAUAAAGGCUGAUUAUCAAGUUGCAGGUUGAAAACAAGGAGGGAUCCAACUAUUGUGGAAAAGCAGACAGACAUUUGCUUAGUGUUUCAGACCAGACAAGGAAGCAAAGGAGAAUCAGGCAGCCGGUAAAGUUCAGAUGAUCUGGAUGGAUAGAAAGAAUCAUAGAUAGAAAACCCAGUUGAGUUUAGAACCAGAACGGUACAAUUCUGAAGACGAGUUUUUUUUUCUACGAUGGCGAAGUUAUGCAUGUGAUCUCCAGCUCCAUUGAUUUCCAGUUCUUGAGAACCAUGAAUAUCCCAGGCCCACCCAUCCUUUCGUCUAUGGAGAUUCUCAGUCAUCCAGGUUGUGGAAUUAAAAUAUGAAGCGGAAAGGAAACCUUUUGAAAGGAUGGAACAAUAAGAACAUUUCCUUAAGGUGACUCUAUAACAGUAGAAAUUAAUAUUAUCCAGUGCCAAGAAGACAGGAAUGUACCUAUGAGAAUGCAUAGAACAACAACAAGCAAAGCAUAAAAUUAAACUAUUUUAAAAAUCCUGUCCCUGCUCCCUAUGGCCAAUUGCAUGAGAUGCAAUGGUGUUGGGAGGAGGUCUUGGGGACCCAAUCCUCAGCUCCCCACUGCUGCAGGCAACUCCUCCCUCCCGGGACGCACCCUCCUGCUCUCCUCUCUGCUGCCCCUCCCUGAUGGGUGGAAGAGACAAAGUCCUCGGUCAGAUGGAAGCCUUUGGGGAGCUGAGUCUUGCAUCAGAAUUGGAAGAGGUGGUGAACACACCAGAACAGUGAGCAGCACCUGGAUGGAGGCUGGAAAAGUCUUUUUUCCUAAGAAAUAUCAUAGACAGCCUCAGCAACAGCACCUGCAAAGGACGAAGCCACCUGCCAUCUCUCUACACGGGCUUCUCUUCUUUCUGUUGCUGCCAUCUUCCUCAUCCUGCCUCAGUCCUGCUCCCAUGCCCACCAAGGAGAGUGGAGAAGUCAUCGAGUGGUUAAUACGUUAUGGAUACCUUCCACCAGCUGAUCCUACUGCAGGCCAACUACAAACCUGGGAAGCUGUGACAACAGCUCUUCGUGCGAUGCAACAUUUUGCUGGCAUUGCAGAAACUGGGAUUCUAGACGAUGCCACACUGAGUCUGAUUCGGAUGCCUCGCUGUGCUUUGCCUGAUAUUAUCCCCAACUUCCCCCCAGAGCUUUCUUUAAAAAAGAAUGCAAGGAAGAAGAGAUGGCAAAGGAGAAAAGGUCGGGAGAGGCGCAGUUCUGGUUCCGUUUGGACUAAAAGAAACAUCUCCUGGAAGGUGAAGAGCUACCCCCAAAGAGCUCGUCUCAGCCGAGAGACAAUGCGAGUAUUGAUCUAUUAUGCCCUAAAGGUUUGGAGUGAAGCUAUACCAUUAACCUUUCAUGAGGUUGGUGGCCACACUGCUGACAUCUCUGUGGAGUUCCUCCAGCUGGAUCACCAUGACAGUUAUCCUUUUGAUGGACCUGGUGGGAUGGUGGCCCAUGCUUUCUUUCCUGGAGACCCCCAGAGGGCUGGCACUGUCCAUUUUGAUGGGGAUGAAGAAUGGACUUUCCGCUCACCAGAUGACUUUGGCACUGACCUUUUUGCUGUGGCCAUUCAUGAGUUUGGGCACAGUCUUGGCUUAGCACAUUCAUCUUCCAAGAACUCAAUCAUGCGCCCAUAUUACCAAGGACCAGUAGGAGACCCAUUGCAAUACCAGUUGCACAUGGAGGAUCAUGCUGAAAUCCAGAAGCUUUACGGGACUAAAGUUUUUCCUUCUACAGACAAGCAUGAUGUAACCACUCCAUUGCCAGGCCUUCUCUCUUUAUCACAGAAUUUCCCUGCAGUCAGAUCAGGAAAAGGAUUUCCUGACCGAUGUACCUCCAACAUCGAUGCUGUUGCUCAGAUCCGAGGAGAAACAUUUUUUUUCAAAGCUCUGAUCCCUCGUUUCUGGCGAGGACUUCCUUCGGCUCUGCGCAAAGUGGACGCUGUUUAUGAGAGACCUGCAGAUCAUCGCAUCCUCUUCUUCAGUGGACCUCUCUACUGGGUGUUCAAGGACAAUGGUGUGGAGGAGGGUUAUCCUCGCCCAAUCACAGACUUUGGUUUGCCCCAAGGGGGCAUCAGUGGUGCUUUCUCCUGGCCUUCCGACCAGAAAACCUAUUUCUUCAAGGGUGACCUUCACUGGUGCUAUGAUGAGACCACAAGGCACAUAGAGGAAGCCUCCCCUCUCCUCCAGGAAUCCUGGGAGCAGUUCUCCUCCUCUGUCGACUCUGUCUUGACUGAAAGUGAUGGAACACUGUAUGUUUUUAAGGGCCAACAGUAUUGGAAGUUUGACCAGGAGACCCUACAACUCCAAGCAGGAUACCCUCGUUCCAUUGCCACCGAUUGGCUGGAUUGCACCGUCGAACCUCUCAGGAUAAUGCCUACUAGCCCUUCAUUAGGAGUGAAACUUCCACCCAACUUCCGAGGCCCUCAGCUGAAAAUUGAGGAACAUGUGUGUUUUUGUGCUGCUUUUUGUGCCAUUUCCUCCACUUGGCUCAACGUUUUGCCUUUGGCUCUCCUGACACUGCAAGGACUUGCCUAGCAUGGAAGAGGAAUAUUGACCUGGGAUUGCCCUAUGUAUUUCUCUGUGAGCACGAGUGGAAGCACUAUCUCAGAUGAUCACACUGGACAUCUGUGGCUGGACAAAAAGAGAGCACUCCUGAUGAGACGGAAAGUGACAAGCCUUUGAGAUGCAGGCUGGGGUUGCCCAUCCUUCAAGGAGUGGUGACCUCACUUUGCUUGAACAGGAGGGCAUUGAAGUCCUAACAUGUGGAGCAAUAGGAACAUGAGCUUCAAACAGCAAUUACGAAGAAGCUGGGAGAUGGACACUAAGUUAUCAGAAUGCCCAACCACAAGACAAAAGAGCUUUAGUAGACUCCCGCAAAUGAAAAAUAUGGAGCUCUUUUUUUAUAGAAGGAACCAAAGAUAUCUGCUCCCUAACUGGUCAGUUCUUUUUAUAUUGUAAAAGUUCUCCCUGGGUAAAAGAUGGUCUGAUAAAACUUGUUUAGUCACAGAUUUGAUUUGCUGUCUCAGGCAGGAAGCAGUGAAUCUUUCCUCCCCUACUUGUUUUUUUCUAAAUUUCCGGCAGGGAUAGGAAGGAGCUGCUGCUUUUGACACUGACUCCAUCAGCCCAGCUGUGGAAUGAUGCAAUCUUGCUUGUCAGGGCUUGUCAAGCUAAUCAAGAAAGCUUCACUGAAGCCUAUAACUAGAAAGAGAAAGAGAGAUGAUUGAAAAAUGAAGAAUGCCUAGAGGGUGGAUAAGAGCACGGCAUUUGCUGUUUAAAACAGGCAUGACAGAUGGAGUCAGAUCCAACCUACCAGGCAACUUUUGACAGAUCGUAGACUUGAAUGGCAACUUAACAUGUCUGAGACUAGACAAGUUUUGGUCCUUGCUUCCGGCCAAAAGGCUAUGGAUAGACUCCCUGUGGAACAUCUGCCUCCUUUGCUAACGCAUCUUUCAUGUCCCACCCAGGUUGAUGGGGGAAGGGUGUUCCCUGGGUUCCAGGUGGGGAGAAAGAUACAAAAUCAAAAGUCAUGGGAAAAGGAGGAAAGUUAUUAAAGCCAGCAUGAAAUUACACAACUCUGGGUGUUCUUAGAAUGAUUGAUUGCAUGCUGUCACUGGCGAUGAAAAACCCCAUCGGCUAUGUUUACACAACACAUCUAACUUGACAGGUGUGUUCAAACAAAACGUUAAACUUGGUUAGGAUUAAGGAAGAGUUGGUUGGUUGGUUGGGUCAAACUCAGUCUCUUUAGUAAGUUUAUGAUUCAAUAUAUUAUGUGAAAACAGGAAAGGCAUAAUUCAGUAAAAGGUAUGACUCAAGG
Messenger RNA from Ahaetulla prasina, 7510 nucleotides. Its product is annotated as matrix metalloproteinase-17-like. The record is from RefSeq and is a predicted model, not a curated record. The coding region runs from base 4210 to 6231 and encodes 673 amino acids. Gene Ontology annotation, biological process: collagen catabolic process; extracellular matrix organization; proteolysis. NCBI's taxonomy places the organism in Eukaryota, Metazoa, Chordata, Lepidosauria, Squamata, Colubridae. Gene Ontology annotation, cellular component: extracellular matrix. Gene Ontology annotation, molecular function: zinc ion binding; metalloendopeptidase activity. The transcript is spliced from 12 exons.